UCCAUGCCUGAGAUAUUGAGUGUCGCACCCAGUUAUUCUUUUAUACCACUGCUGUUUGUAAUGUGGAGAGAAGUCAAAUGAGAAAAUUUGCAAAUGUCAAUAAAAACAACAUAAAAUGUAAUCAGUGCAUAAAUGUAAUUUUAACUUUUUGGCAGUAGAGAAGUGUGGUUUAAAGUUUUAAGUUUAAUCGCGUGUGUAAGAAAAUAAAUUACAAAUAUUUAAAAUAGCCGCCAAUAAGAAAAGACAUUAUUAAAAAAUUAAGAGGAUUUGUGUAGUUUUCUGUGUUGCUUAGUAAAUAAUUUUAAAUAAUUUUAGCUGAAGAUUUCUCUUUAAUGUUUAAUAUUAUAAAAAAGAAUCUGAGUCAUCUGCUAAUAUGACAGAAAAAAGUGCUGAGGAAGUAUUUAAAUGGAACAUGACGGAUGUUAAAACAUGGGCAAAAGUAAAGCACCUUUCUGACAACGUAAUUUAUUGCAUAGAAAGAGAAGGAGUCGAUGGGCAAGUGCUGCUAACUCUUACAGAAAAUGAUAUACGCGAUUUUCGUUUUCGUAUGAACUAUAAACUUUCAUUCGGUGAACUAAAAAAACUAUGGCUUAUGGUUCAUGCACUGCAAACACAAAACUCACCGCAAGUACAGAAAUCGCAAGCUUUCACUAGCACACAUGGAAUUUCCAUUAACUCAACAUCUGCCACAACGCUUCUGUCGCAAGAAUCGAUGGAAUCAUCUCCAGUGCAUAGGCAUUUACGAAAUAAUGCUGCUAGUGAAGGAUCUAUUUGCACUUGCAGUUUUAUUCAUAGCAGAACAGAUUGUGAUAUAUCACCACCGCUUUCCAUUGAUGGACGAGCUACUCAUAUACCUCAAGAACUCUUUAAAACCGCUAUUAGUUUAGCUUAUUCAUUUGCUGUGACAUGGAUAACCUCAUUUGUAAUGGUGAUUGUGCAUGAACGUGUGCCAGAUAUGAAACGUUAUCCACCGCUUCCAGAUAUAUUUCUAGAUAAUGUGCCGCACAUUCCAUGGGCAUUUCAUAUGUGCGAAUUAACUGGUACUCUGCUUUUUUCCGUGUGGGCUUUUGUUAUAAUAUUUCAUAAAUAUCGUUCCGUAUUAUUGAGACGUUUCUUUGCAUUAGCCGGUACAGUUUUUCUACUACGUUGCGUUACAAUGUUAAUAACUUCACUUAGUGUACCUGGAGCUCAUCUGCAAUGCAACCAAAGCGAUUACGCAUUUGAUGAUACUAUUAUAACAUUUGGUGAAGCUUUGGAAAAACGCAUAUUUCGUGCUUAUACCAUUUGGGCCGGUCUAGGCAUGUCAAUUCAAGGAGUUCGCACGUGUGGGGACUAUAUGUUUAGUGGACAUACAGUGGCACUGACACUAAUGAAUUUUUUCAUUACUGAAUAUACUCCUCGAAAUUUAUAUUUUCUACAUACGCUUUCCUGGCUGCUUAAUAUGUUUGGCAUUUUCUUUAUACUCGCUGCUCAUGAGCACUAUUCCAUAGACGUAUUCGUGGCCUUUUAUAUAACAUCGCGCUUAUUCCUUUAUUACCACACAUUAGCUAAUAAUCAGGCGUUGAUGUCGCAUGAUUCAACAAGGACACGAGUGUGGUUUCCUAUGUUUAGUUAUUUUGAAAGUUCUGUCGAUGGAAUAAUACCAAAUGAAUAUGAUACAAUUGAUGAACUAAAACAUAAUAUAUUUCAUUUCUUUAGCACCGUUAUAAGUAUGAUUAAAUAUGCUGUAACUAAUCUUUGGCAUGAAAUAAUGCAUAUACGUGAAAUAACAUCUUCAACGAUCUCAAUUUUCAGAAGAAAUAGUAAACCAUCAACUAGUGAACAGAUCAUCAAAAAAAACUUGAACAUUCAGGAAGAAAAUACGGAAAUUACACAGUUGAUUGAUAAAAUUGACGUUAAUGACGAAAGAGAUACUUUAGAUUUUCCUUCAACUUUGAGCGAUUAUGAAGAAGAGAAAACAGAAUGUUAUAAUAGCAUAGUUAAAAAUGUACAAAGUAAAACAUCUUUAACAAGUGAUACUGAUUUCAAACAAUCGGACACAAAAUUUAUUCUAGACAAUUAUAAUCAUUUUCAAACACGUUUAAAGAAUGACGAAAGAAUAGAAAAAAAACUAGAUGAAUUUGCAGUAGAAGAUCUUCAACCGGAUGGCAAUGAACUUAAAAGUAAGCGUAAAAUGUUUGCGAAAGACAAACUAGCACAAAUAGACAAUGUUCCAACUAUGGACAUUGUAGAAAAUAAUUUAGAAAAUACCUCGAAUUCAAAACAAAUUCAAGUGCCUCCAAUUGAAAAGUUAAUGCAACAAAUGUCUACCAUUACUGCUACUAAUGCAGUAACCAAAGAUGAGAAAAAAGCUGGAAUGCCAAUAAAUGAAGAACGUAAGACAUCUCUACCAGAAAAUAUAGUACAGCAAAAGUCUACCAUAUUAAUAUCAGAUAAUAAUGACAAUGACAACCAUUCAGGCGCAUCUGAUGCAUAAAUAUUUUAUUUUAUUAGAAAUGAUCUAAUAUUAUAAGUUAUAUUUAAUUGCAACAAAAUAUCAAAUAAACCAGUCAAUAACAAAUCAUUGUCAAAGCGUGCAAAUUGCACAACCCAAAUCGUAGCCUAAAUUUUAAAAUUUAUUCUUCCACAACAGUAUUUUUGUUAUAUCAUUAAAUCCAAAUCUGAGGAACAUGUGAUGACGUUAUAUUCAAAAUCUUAUUUUAUAUGAAACCUGUCCUACAAUUUGGCUAAAUUAAUUCCUUAUAAUUAACUGUAAUUAACUGUUGAGCAGUUAUUACUCGUCAUUUUAUUUCGUAUUGGCAUUUUAUUUAUUUUCUAAAUCAUCAUUUUCGAUUCAAACUCAAAUCGCAAUACAAAAUUCCAUUUAUAAUAA
Messenger RNA from Teleopsis dalmanni, 2872 nucleotides. RefSeq names its product sphingomyelin synthase-related 1 (gene SMSr). NCBI's taxonomy places the organism in Eukaryota, Metazoa, Arthropoda, Insecta, Diptera, Diopsidae. Gene Ontology annotation, biological process: ceramide biosynthetic process. The transcript is spliced from 6 exons. Gene Ontology annotation, molecular function: sphingomyelin synthase activity; ceramide cholinephosphotransferase activity. Bases 374 to 2476 code for a protein of 700 amino acids. The record is from RefSeq and is a predicted model, not a curated record. Gene Ontology annotation, cellular component: endoplasmic reticulum membrane; Golgi membrane.